AUGAACUACAUGCUUUUAUUCAAAGCGUUCAACAUCGCGCCGACCUCCAUCUACAGCCUGCGUUUUGGGAUGAGGGUGGAAUGCAUUGAAGGGGCCCUGCCGGCGCGCUCCAGCACUAGCGCGAACAAGGAGCCCGAAGACUCCCUCACGGCAGAGACCACCGAGCCCGGCAGCCACGCGGCAGAGUCAGAGCCCAGCACAGAGACCGCAGAGCCCGAGGACUCCCGCACCGCAGAGACCACCGAGCCCGGCGACUACCACACCGCAGAAACCGCAGAGCCCAACGAGCCCGGCGACUCCCGCGCUGCAGGGUCCGAGCCCAACGAGCCCGGCGACUACCACACCGCAGAGACCGCAGAGCCCGACGACUCCCGCACCGCAGAGACCACCGAGCCCAACGAGCCCGGCGACUACCACACCGCGGAAACCGCAGAGCCCAACGACUCCCGCACCGCAGAGACCAACAACGAGCCCGACGACUCCCGCACCGCAGAGACCAACAACGAGCCCGACGACUCCCGCACCGCAGAGCCCGGCGACUUCCACGCGGCAGAGACCAACAACGAGCCCAACGACUCCCACACCGCAGAGACCAACAACGAGCCCGGCGACUUCCACGCGGCAGAGCUCAACAACGAGUCCGGCGACUCCCGCGCUGCAGAGACCACCGAGCCCAACAACGAGCCCGGCGACUUCCACACGGCAGAGCUCAACAACGAGGACUCCCGCGCCGCAGAGCCCAAAAACGAGUCUGGCGACUCCCGCGCUGCAGACGGUUUCCAGGAGCCCUUGAUCACCGAGGAAGCGUUGGAGUCCUUAUUGGUGGACUGGCCGAACUGGGACGUGCGCAUGGAAGAGGAGGACUUGGAGGAGGAGGCCUUUGAAGAGCCCGACCCAGUCGUGGAGCCCGACCUUCAGGUUUCCGGGUGUGCCGAACUCCACUUCCGACACAGCAAAAAGCUGAUGAUCGUCAGCUGCAGUUGGUUCGUGGUGUGCGAGACGGCCAAUUUUUGGCCGAGCGUCAUUUGCGGCGAGAGCUUGCGCAGCUUGAUUUUCAUAGUGAAGAACCAUCCAGAGUCCAGCCAGAUGUUGACGAUCGAGCUGCAUGGUGCAGAGUCAAGCUUCGCAGUCGAGGCGGACACGUGCUCGAUCCGUUUGACUCAACUGCGCUGCCCCGAUCGAACGGUUGAGCUUCAUGAGAUCGGGAGGGUCUCGGCAACCUUACCCGCAGCGGCUUUCAGAAAGCUCCUCGCGAACUGA
Messenger RNA from Symbiodinium sp. CCMP2592, 1260 nucleotides. NCBI's taxonomy places the organism in Eukaryota, Dinophyceae, Suessiales, Symbiodiniaceae. The record is from the annotation of a GenBank genome assembly.